Molecule: messenger RNA, 1257 nt
Organism: Heteronotia binoei (common prickly gecko)
Lineage: Eukaryota; Metazoa; Chordata; Lepidosauria; Squamata; Gekkonidae
Gene: CENATAC
Product: centrosomal AT-AC splicing factor
Exons: 11
Coding region: 23-1117 (364 amino acids)
Source: RefSeq, a predicted model, not a curated record
CCCUGGCUGUGCGGCGCCCAAGAUGGCGGACGGCGGGGCCGCGGGGCCUGGCGGCGUUCCCAUGGCGACGGCGCUCUUCCGCUGCCCGCUCUGCCGCCGCAGCGCCUUCUCCGGCCGCCGCAGCCACCUCUACAGCGCCGGGCACCAGCGGCGGCUCCGGGCCGUGCUCGCCCGCCUGCGCCAGAAGGCGGAGGCGGCCCGGCAGGCGCUGCGGCAGGCGCGGGUGGCGCCCUACGACCCCGCCGAGCACGAGCAGCGCUUCUGGUGCGCCUGCUGCGGCCGGGAGGAGAGGCGCCACCUCAGCCACGGGGGCCUGGCCCUGCUGCACGCCGGCCUCGUCCAGCACCUCGCCAGCCCUGAGCACAGAAAAGCAGUCUAUACAUUCUGGUGGGAGAACAAAGCAGACUCCAGCCUGAAGGGCCAGUUCCUGAUUUCUUCCGAGGACUAUGAGCUCUUCAAGGUGUCUCUCACCAAAGCACUGGAUGCUUACGAAGCAAGCAAGGAUGAUGUCAUUCAGCAGGUGGCAGCUCAUAUCCGAGAGGUGGAACAGAGCCGACAAGAAAUGUUGCAGGCCAUCUUAGAGCCGCAGACAGAACUGUGCAAGGGAGUUGCAGACGUCGAGAUCUAUACAAGGACCCAGAGCGACUUCUCCUUUGCUGUGGAAGACAGUGCACAACCAGGCCCCAGUGGGAGUGCCACCUCUACCGGAGAACAGCUUGGACCUCCAUGUGGUACCAUGCUUGAACUAGAUUGGCAAGAAGCAAGCCAGGGCUUGACGUUUAUUGGCCACCAGGAAACACACGGGAAAGGAAAUGUGCAUACAGGAGCCAAACCCCCCUGGUUGCUGGAAGAGGAAGAAGAGAAAAACACAGGGCAAAUUGGACCUUCAUAUGAAGAAUUUCUCAAGGAAAAAGAGAAGCAGAAGCUGAAGAAGCUCCCACCUCAUCGGGUUGGGGCCAACUUUGAUCACACCUCUGAGACUGCAGAAGGCUGGCUUCCCUCCUUUGGGCGUGUCUGGAACCAUGGCAGGAGGUGGCAGUCCAGGCAUCAGUUCAAAGCUGAAGCAGGACAGAAAAAGCCCAAAAUGAAGAAAAGGCAUUUAGUGCCUAAGUGCUGAUGGACAGUUCAGCCCAUGCUGUUCUCCCUGCUAUGGAUUCUACACUUAUAUGUGUAUGUGUAUAUACACACACACAUAGUGUCUGUGCAAGAUGCUGUUUUUGUCUAUUUAUAUUAAAGCAAUUAAAACAUUACUGUAAA